UAUUUUCUUCCCCCUCCUCUCCUUCCCCUUCUUCCUCCCGCCUUGCUCCUGCAGCGUUUGCCGUACGCGGGGAUGGAUUUCACGGAAGCCUAUUCCGAUCGAUGUUCUGCCGUGGGGCUUGCAGCCAGAGAAGGAAACGUUAAAAUGCUGAGGAAACUAAUUAAGCAGGGAUACAGCAUCGAUGUUCCAGAUAACAGGGGUUGGGUGCCAAUCCACGAAGCAGCAGCUCACAAUUCGAGUGAAUGUCUGAGGCUGUUAGUUCGUGCAGCUCCAUCUGAUGACUACAUAAAAUCAAAGACAUUUGAAGGGCUGUGUGCGCUGCACCUUUCAGCACGCCAUGGGUCUUUGGAAAGCAUUCGUGUUCUUCUGGAAGCUGGGGCUGACCCAAAUGAAGUUACCACCGAAGCAACAACCCCGCUGUUCCUAGCUGUUGAAAAUGGACAUGCAGAUGUUGUAAAGUUUCUGCUCCAACACGGAGCAAAUAUUAAGGGACCUCAUUCUUGGUCUGCAUGGAAUUCUUUGCACCAAGCUUCUUUUCAGGAAUGCACUGAGAUAAUGAAAAUACUCCUGGAGAAAGGGGCAAGCAAGGAAUGUAAGGAUGACUUUGGAAUUACACCUUUGUUUGUUGCUGCUCAGUAUGGAAAACUGGAGAGCUUAAGACUGCUUGUAUCCCAUGGUGCAGACGUAAACUGUCAAGCCAAGGACAGAGCCACUCCCCUGCUGAUAGCUGCACAGGAGGGCCAUGCCGAAUGUGUGGAACUGCUCUUAUCAAAAGGGGCAGAUCCAAAUCUCUACUGCAACGAGGAUAACUGGCAGUUACCUAUUCAUGCAGCAGCUGAAAUGGGCCAUAAAAAGAUAUUAGAGUUGCUAAUACCAGUUACUGAUCGGAUUUGUGACAAAGGCAAAGGCAAAGUGAGCCCUGUGUAUUCAGCAGUAUAUGGUGGUCAUAAAGAAUGUUUGGAAGCAUUACUUAAAGAAGGCUACAGUCCAGAUGCUCAAGAGUGCCUUAACUUCGACUGCAGAUCACCCAUGUGUAUGGUCUUCCAAAAAGAGUUUUUUCAUUUCAUUGAUAUUUUCCUAAAAUACGGGAUCACCUUACUUGGGAUUAAUUUGGGAUAUUGCCUGUUCCAUGAAAAGUUUACUUUGUUUCAACGCUUCUUGAAGCUGGGCUGUUCACUGCCUUCUGGGGACCAGUUAUCGGAGUUCCUAAGUUACACAAUUAAAGCGCAAGAGGAGUACAAGGAAUGGCUGCCUUAUCUGCUCUUGGCCGGUUUUAAUCCAGUGAAUUUAAUGCGCAGAUUCUGGAUUUUCUCUGUGAGCGGGAAUGCCCUUAAUUUCAUCCUGGAGUUUACAAACUGGAAGAGACUUCCUCCAGCUGUAGAGCAAGACCUUUCAGACUACAAAGAGAAGUUCACUUGGACUCCCAAGAGCCAUUUUGCCUUCAUUCCUUCUCUGUUUCAUCUUUGUCGUCUUGAGAUCCGGUCCCUUCUAACGAGUGAACGCCUGCGAUCAGAUCGGUUUAUCCGGGAACUGCCAUUGCCAGCUUGUCUCCAGGACUACCUUCUCUACCUCGAUGUACUGCGAGUCAACGCUAUCCCAGAAGCGGAGGAUUAUCUCAAGCAGAGAGAGGAGGGAGCUCCCUCUACCAGUGACUCCAGUGCUGAAGGUGCAGAGAGGAGGGACACCUGUAACACCUGUGUUAAGUGGUGACUGAACU
Messenger RNA from Haliaeetus leucocephalus (bald eagle), 1717 nucleotides. It is a transcript of the gene ASB3, whose product is annotated as ankyrin repeat and SOCS box containing 3. The transcript is spliced from 9 exons. The record is from RefSeq and is a predicted model, not a curated record. Lineage: Eukaryota; Metazoa; Chordata; Aves; Accipitriformes; Accipitridae. Gene Ontology annotation, molecular function: protein binding. The coding region runs from base 73 to 1710 and encodes 545 amino acids. Gene Ontology annotation, biological process: intracellular signal transduction.